AGACGUUCCAAAUCCAUAGACGAAAUUGAUCUUCCGGGUGUGCUUGCCCAAUAAUCUAGUGACAUUCACAUUGCUAAGUGGCUCUAUUCACCAUCUGUGAGCGCAGAGUGAGCGUAGCAUGAGCGACUCAUUGAUGCGCAACCACAGUCCCCUGUUGCUCAGGUAACCCAAAGGGAGGGAUGUCCUUUGCUGUCCUUCCAUACCUCACAAUAGCUGCACCACAGCAAAGUCAACACAACUUUCUUGGCUCACUGGCCCUGACUCCUCAUCCACCACAAUGCCUCGAGAAAAGAAGAAAAAGAGCAGAUCGCCACUUAGCUGGACAAAUCGGGUAUCCUAUUUGCCUCAAGAUCUCUUGGGAAAACUGGAAAGUUGUCACAAAGAGCACAGCCCGGGUCGCUGGCAGACAUUCGUCAUUCCCCAGACACUUCUCAUUAACCCAGCUUAUUCACGGCACACAUCGCCACUGCUUCGAUUGCCGCUGGAACUGUCAUUUCUAAUCCUCGGCCACCUCGAUCCAAUCUCCGCCGUAUGUCUCGCGACAUCAUGCAAGUAUAUGCUCCAUGCAGCGCUUAGCACGGGAGAGCCACUUAUGAUACCCUCCGCCCGUCACCACAGAGGCGUGACUCCAAGACACUGCGAAGCCCUUUACCGCCUGAUGAGGUUAAUGUGGCCAGUCGUCAAGCGAACCCGAGCACCUGCAAAGCGGGACCGCACAGUAAUGCUGUGCUCUACCUGCUGGCGAUAUCGUCCACGACUUGACGAUGAGUACUGGAGUCAGACACGACAGAAGCUGCUCGAGGAGGUCGGCGUGAGUUGCCGCCAUGUAGAAAGAAUAUCGGACUUGUGGCGCAGUGGAUCGAUUACAGAGUGGCCAGGCUGCUUUUACGAUUCAUGCUCGCGUGUUUGAAGUCUUUGUCUCAAUACAUUGUGAGAUUGGAGGACAAUCUGUCUGACGAACACUGUGAAGUCGUGAGGGCUGGGAUCAUGCUGUUGGCAGUUAAAAUGAGAGACGAGGAGAUCAUUUCGGUUACAUCUUCCGAGAUGUCGACUGCCGUUUCUGCACUCUGGUUGCUCUGCCGUGGUUGGGAGCGUAAGACUAAAUAAAGAAAAACCUGGCCGUUCCAUAUCGUUCAUGCUUAAGAGGGCUUACUUGUACUUUGGCAAGGCAAAUUCAUCCAUAUUUUUG
Molecule: messenger RNA, 1189 nt
Organism: Microdochium trichocladiopsis
Lineage: Eukaryota; Fungi; Ascomycota; Sordariomycetes; Xylariales; Microdochiaceae
Exons: 3
Coding region: 278-910 (210 amino acids)
Molecular function (GO): protein binding
Source: RefSeq, a predicted model, not a curated record